Messenger RNA from Cryptococcus wingfieldii CBS 7118, 378 nucleotides. RefSeq names its product small nuclear ribonucleoprotein D1. The coding region runs from base 1 to 378 and encodes 125 amino acids. Gene Ontology annotation, cellular component: U5 snRNP; spliceosomal tri-snRNP complex; pICln-Sm protein complex. The transcript has 3 exons. Lineage: Eukaryota; Fungi; Basidiomycota; Tremellomycetes; Tremellales; Cryptococcaceae. Gene Ontology annotation, molecular function: RNA binding. The record is from RefSeq and is a predicted model, not a curated record. Gene Ontology annotation, biological process: RNA processing; spliceosomal snRNP assembly.
AUGAAGCUCGUCAGGUUUUUGAUGAAGCUCAAUAACGAGACGGUCACGAUGGAGCUCAAGAACGGCACCGUCAUCCACGGAACCAUCACUUCCGUUGACCCCCAAAUGAACACCCACCUCAAAUCCAUCAAACUCACCCUCCGCUCCCAAGAAACAAUCUCCCUCGACUCCAUCGCUAUCCGCGGCAACAACAUCCGCUAUUUCAUCCUCCCCGACUCCUUGCCCCUAGAUACUUUGCUUGUUGACGACGCGCCAAAACCGAAGAAGAGAAAGGUUGGGGCGGAUGCGAGGGGUGGACGGGGUGGGGCUAGGGGCGGGCCUGGAGGGAGGGGAGCGCCGAGGGGUGGGCCUAGGGGUGGGAGGGGGAGAGGGUUUUAG